UUAUCAUUCCGUAAAGUGAUUAAUGCGAUAAAUACAUAAGUUGAAUCUUAAAUAAUUUAACUGAUUGAAUAGUGACUAUAACUAUCGGUGAAUCCUUCUAAUCACACUUGAACCAGGUGUAAGCAAUAUAUAUUAAAGGGUGUGUAUUUCAAAAUGUUCGGUAACGAGCAUUUGGAUGAUCCCAGAAGUGCUAAAGACGAAUCGGACGUGCAAACAGAUUUAUCAAAAGAGAAAUCGCCUUUUGUGUCGAUUUUCACCAUUGAAAGCAUACUCGGGAUCAAUUCGCAAAUGUCGAAAAAUUCCAUCAACGAUAAAGUGCUAUCAUCGCUGGAUACCAGACAAAUGCCCCAGGUGUUGGCUCCGGAUAGCAUAAAAAAUAGUCCAACCAACUAUUUUCACUAUUCUGGAAUCAACCCCCUGCACCAACCAGCCUCCGCCGAUAUACCCCUGCUGACAACCAAUCUAUUAGGAAUCACAUAUCCAUCAUCGUGUCACAGCUAUAUGCAGCAUGAUUUAUUCUCUGCGCAGCUACAUUCGCCAGUAGGGCUGGUGUCUUGCGAUGGCAGCUUCCGUCCGCGGUAUCCCUUUCUCAACGCUGAUACCCAUAUUAAGCGGAAAAGACGGCAUCGCACCAUUUUCACCGAGGAGCAACUUGAGCAACUGGAGGCAACCUUCGACAAGACACACUAUCCAGAUGUGCUGCUGCGAGAAAAACUGGCCGUGAAAGUGGAUCUGAAGGAAGAACGCGUUGAGGUUUGGUUCAAGAACCGACGGGCCAAGUGGCGAAAACAAAAACGAGAAGAGCAGGAACAGUACUCAAACUUCGACAUCAAUAACAAAAUUCGCAAAUUCAUCAACAUUCCGGUAAACACACAGGAAAAACUUCGUCAGUUGCAGUCCGAAAUGCUAUCGAAGGAUAAAAUAGUUAGCAAGUUCGAAGACAUAAGUACCAGUGAUGAUGCCUCCGAUGUGGAAGUCGUAUGAUGAGAAGAUGGUAUUUGGACAGCAUCCACGGCAAUGGUGACAACGGUCAAUGUCGAUGGAAAUGAGGUGUAUGGUUUUCCAAUAUCAUACAGUCGAGCAUAUUGUACAUAACUUUCGCAUAGCUUAAAUAGUCUUGUCGUCUGUGUUACUGUGUGAUAAACAUCGCUUCUAUCAUACGAACGGUGAAUUAAUAUGACAUACUUGAUGAAGCCUACGAAGUGACUGUAUUUCACAAUUUAUGAUUCUUUAUCGUCACUAAAUCUACUUUGCUUUUAAUGAUGCUGCAUAACUGAGUAUUCAGAGAACAUAAAUUUGACAUGUUGACUGCUACCGUAAUAUCAUCUGCAUAAGUAUUUUAUACCUUUCAGCAGUCAAGCAAUAAUCAUAAUUGUAAAUAAUUCAUCAACCAGACAUUCCACUAAAAGCUCCAAAUAAUUUUCUUAUCAGUUUAAUAUAUUUGACUUUAUUGAGUGUACCGUUUCUAGUGGUAUUAUAGACAAGUUUAUGUUAUUUAAUUCAUAAAAAACUAAAUGGAAAAACUUUUUUUUUUUUAAUACAUACAAUCUAAAUACAUGUGCAUGGCUGAAAGUCUGUCUUCAAAUACGAAUUUUCCGUCGAAAUUCAGAAGAUUUUUCCGUGAAUAAUCAGAAGGACAUUUUCCGUGAGAACUUUGCGAGAAAAUUCAUAUAGGGUAACUGUACCAGUUUUGACCAUGUUCCUAAUUUGGCCAAUUCUCGCUUAACUUUUCAAAAGGACCUAAG
Armigeres subalbatus is the source of this 1745-nucleotide messenger RNA. RefSeq names its product homeobox protein goosecoid (gene Gsc). Gene Ontology annotation, molecular function: DNA-binding transcription factor activity, RNA polymerase II-specific; RNA polymerase II cis-regulatory region sequence-specific DNA binding. The record is from RefSeq and is a predicted model, not a curated record. Gene Ontology annotation, cellular component: nucleus. The transcript is spliced from 3 exons. Lineage: Eukaryota; Metazoa; Arthropoda; Insecta; Diptera; Culicidae. Bases 154 to 984 code for a protein of 276 amino acids. Gene Ontology annotation, biological process: regulation of transcription by RNA polymerase II.